GUAAGUAUCGUGCCAAACUGCCCAUUUCGUCGGUGGAGUCAAUCAAAACUCUGAGCAGUGAGAGCUAAACCCCAUCCAUGCACUGAUCGAGCUUCUAGGACCAGAUGCUCGCGUCGCGCACAUGUGGCACCUUCACAGGACCCGGAGCGAAACCAAGGCACUUAGGAAAAUGUUGCAAGCCUCAGGAGGGAUCGUAUGAUGGUCGUACGUUUGUGAAGUUAUUUCUCAGUAUUCGUGACACGAACUUUUGUUCCGGCGUCUUUGCACGAAGCUUCAUGGUUCACUGACAUGCAUCUAGGGAGAUGGUGACUCAUGAGCAAGUACCCCUAUAGAUCAAAGACGUUAGAUAGCGAAUCCUUUCCUCCUCCUGAAGAACGCAACUUGGAAGCAUUGCGAGUAGCAACGAUCGAGGGGAUCGACGAUCGAUCACGGGCCUGGAGAAACGAGUGCCUUACAUGGAAGGCGAAGACGGGAGGGAGAAGUAAAACAACAGUAUGUGGGCUAGCUUGAGGUUACGGUGAUGAACGUAUCACUGCGUAACACUUCAAUGAGAAAUUCUUUCGAGAUGUCGAGCUUUUGAAUGCUGGAAGUCCAGUGGGCGAGCACACUGAAUCGCAGAGGCUGCACUCACCAAACCCGUCGACUGGCGAUCGACAUGGCAGCAGUGUGUGAUCGAGUGAGCAUGUGAGAUUCCUUCGUGCUUGUGUAGUCUCCGACACUCGUGAUAGUCACGUGUGAUCGAGGAUAAAGAAGUGGUCGACCGACCGACCGACCGACCGAUUGAUUUGAUGCGAUGCUCAGCAAGUUUAGCUUAUAUCGUCUCCUUCUGCCGACUUUGGCGGCAGUGAUUCUGGUGUCGAGAUUCGAAGAGCGAGUGGUUUGCAGCUUCGAUGCAAAUGGAGCAGACGAGACUAGCAGCAGCAGCAGAAGCAUUUCUAGUCCCGUUCCGAUUGUUGCUGACGGCGAAUGCGGUGGCGGGGAAGCGGUGCAUACGCAAUGGGAAGAAGCAGCACCAGCAACAGCAGAUGUCAAAUUCACCAGCGUGCUCGACGGCACGUUGGGGCCCAGCGAUGCUGUCAUGACCUUGCUCGUCAAUGGGCUCGUCUACAAUCCAAUGCCCGUGGGCAAGAGUCACAUUCUGAUGGCCGGAACGUCCGUCGUGGCUAUUCUGCAAGACCAGCAGGGCUUCUCCUGGUCCAAUCUCGAGGGCCUGCCCGGCCUCAGCAUCAUCGAUGUCAAUGGAUCUGUGGUGGUUCCGGGUUUCAUCGAUAUGCAUGUCCACGUGAUCGGAGGCGGUGGAGAGCUGGGCCCUGCCAGUAGGACACCCGAAGCAGGACUCUCGCAGCUGGUCAAUGCUGGUCUCACCACCGUCGUUGGAAUUCUGGGCACAGAUUGUGUUUCUCGCAGCCUGGAGAAUCUGCGCGUAAAGGCAGUUGCGCUCAAAGACGAUGGACUGACAGCUUAUAUGUGGAGUGGAUGCUACCGAGUGCCAUCACCAACAAUUACAGGCUCUCUCAUCCGUGACAUGGUGCUCAUAGAUGAAGUUGUAGGUGCUGGUGAAAUAGCAAUAAGCGACCAUCGAGGUAGCUGGCCCAGCACUGAUGAUCUAUUGAAAAUGGUGUCGGAUGCUCGGGUGGGAGGAAUGCUUACGGGAAAAGCGGGUUUGGUACACGCACACAUGGGCCAAGGGCCGACAAUGCUGGAUCCCUUGUGGGAUGUAAUCAACAUCAGCAAGGGAGCCAUUCCCAUUACACAAUUUGUUCCCACCCACAUUUCGAGCAGAGGUCCUGGUCUGAAAGAGGCUGCAGAAAGAUGGGUUGCAGAGGGUGGACGUGCCGAUCUCACUUCUGACCAAAAGGGAGAGUCUGCAGCCUUCGAUACAUUGGUAGACUGGGGCAAAAGGCCCGACUUUGCUCUGGACAGGAUCUCCAUCUCUUCAGAUGGCUUUGGAUCUCUUCCGCUUUAUGACACCAGCGGCAAGCUGCUCGAGUACGGCGUUGCUUCGCCCGACUCGAACUUGAAUACCAUUAGAAGGCUAGUUCUCGAAGCAGGCUGGCCUCUUGAACGGGCGCUUCAGUUCAGCACCGUCAAUCCCGCAACCUUCUUGAGCCUCCCACGAAAAGGCAGAUUAGAAGUAGGAGUGGACGCCGAUCUACUGGUGAUCGAUGCUGAACAGCUCGACCUUCAAUUUGUCUUUGCUAAAGGGCAAAUGAUGAAAUCACCUUCUUGGACCAAACGAGGUUGGUUUGAGAAGUAGUCACUCAAUGCUCAUUACUGGGAAGCAGACGAUCAGAAGGCCAGAAUUUGCACCAGCGUUCAUCCAUUCUUCUCCUCCUCAUACGAGUGCUCCCAAGAUUUACGUGCUCCACGUCGGGGAAUUAUAUUUUGAAGUCAGCUUGGAAGUCUGCUUUUGAAGGUUCCUGAGCCUCUUCUGAAGGGGCUGGAACCCAUCUGUGUUCUCAUCUGACAACGUCUGCAAUUCUAGAACCAACACCUCAAAAGUGCUUGGAAUUUUCUGAGGCUCCAGGCUUUAGGCUUUAGGCUAUGUUAUGAGUAGUGCAUUAUAUGAAGAGCAAGUGUAUAUAUCGGCCAUGCAGGUUGUACGUUUUGACUCUGACCCUGUACCUUAGUGCAGAGGAGAGCCUUUAGUUGGUUUCCAGUCUAGCUCAAGCCUUGAAUGGUGAGACAUGUUGACAUGGUGGCAGUGUUGUUAUCUUCGUUUGCAACCAAUUUUAUCACUUCAUCUUAUGUAUACUUUGCUUCACGUGUUAAGCUAGACGGAACGUACAAAUUAGAGCCGCUCGUAUGGUCCUCAAUGUUAUGUAAUAUGAUGGUGUUUGCCACCCAUUCUA
Molecule: messenger RNA, 2852 nt
Organism: Marchantia polymorpha subsp. ruderalis
Lineage: Eukaryota; Viridiplantae; Streptophyta; Marchantiopsida; Marchantiales; Marchantiaceae
Source: the annotation of a GenBank genome assembly